AUGAACAUGCUAGUUGAUAAUUUUCCAUAUGUUUCGAGAUAUGAUCAAGCUGAGGAAUUUGAUGUACCCAUUGACACUAGUGAUUUUGAUAAGUAUAAGAGAUUGCUCACGCAAGCGCAAACCCCAUUGUAUCCUGAUUGUUCAGAGACUGUUUUGAGUGCCUUGAUGUCACAAAUGCAGUUAAAAGUGAGGCAUAAAUGGUCGAAUGUCAGUUAUGAUGAAAAUUGUCAGUAUAUUAAGCGUUUGUUGCCCCCAGAAAACUUACUUUCUGACAGUUAUUAUAAGACAAAAAAGAUUCUUGAUGGCCUCGGCCUCGAGUAUGUGAAAAUAGACGCAUGCAAAUAUAACUGUGAAUUGUUUUAUGGAGAUUAUAAAGAUUAUGAUGAAUGUCCAGUGUGCAAUGAAUCUCGAUGGAAAGCAUCGUCUCUGUAUCAAAGGAAAAAGGUCCCUGUGAAGGUGCUUCGUUAUUUCCCAUUGACACCUAGGUUGCAACGUUUAUACAUGGCCUCGCACACUGCAGAGGUGAUGAGAUGGCAUGGGAGGGCAAGGGAUGAUGAUGAUGAUGAUGAUGUUCUCAAACACCCUUCUGAUGGUGAGGCUUGGAAACAUUUUGAUAGACAGUUUCCUGAUUUUCCAGCAGAUUGUUCGAAAUGUCCCAAGUCCCCGGGAAAGUGUCUAGAUGUGUACUUGAGACCAUUGAUUGAUGAGCUGAAAGAUCUAUGGAAUAAUGGAAAGGCAACUUUUGACAGGCAUAGUCAGUCUUCUUUCAGAAUAAGAGCAGCAAUUAUGUGGACUAUCAGUGAUUUUCCUGCUUACGGGAUGUUGUCUUCUCAAACCACGCACGGGUACAAGGCUUGUCCUGUCUGCUUGGACAAUGUUAAUUCUAGCUGGCAUGCUGGUAAGGUGUGUUACAUGGGUCACCGAAGAUGGCUUCCAGUUGAUCACGAAUGGCGGUUUGAUGCGUCUGCAUUCGAUGGUACUGAAGAGUGGGAUACAGAGCCCCAGAAGUGGUCUGGAGAUGAAGUUUUGGACAAGAUGAACUCUUUCGAUUUUGGACCGCUUAGCGGUAAUCCUAAAAUAAAAAAAAUAAAACGCCCAAAGCAUCUUGCGUGUUGGCAACAUAAGAGUAUAUUCUUUGAAUUGCCUUACUGGUCAAAAUCGAUACAUAGAAACAGCUUAGAUGUCAUGCACAUAGAGAAGAAUGUAAGCGACAGCGUUGUGGGAACAACUCUGGAUCUUAAAGAUAAGACAAAGGAUAAUAUCAAAGCUCGGGUGGAUUUGGAAAAGAUGGGCUUGCGUGAACACUUGUGGUUAAAAAAGACGGGGACAAAAGUGGAAAUGCCUAUUGCACCUUACGAGGUGAAGCCGUCUUUAAAACCUUGGGUUUUCAAGUGGUUUCAUGAUGUUAAAUAUCCUCAAGGGUAUGCAGCAAAUAUAGCGCGAUGUGUUAAGGUGGAGGAACAAAAGAUAAUUGGGUUGAAGACUCAUGACAGUCAUGUUUUAAUGCAACGACUUCUUCCAGUGGUAAUUAGACCGUAUCUGCAUUUUGAUGUAGUAGAGCCAUUAGUAGCCUUGUCCAGCUGGUGGCAAAAGUUAUGCACUAGAGAAGUGAAGAAGUCAGAUCUCUUAAAAUUGAAAGAAGAGAUUGUAUACAUCCUUUGCAAAUUAGAGAGGAUUUUUCCCCCUGCCUUUUUUGAUAUCAUGGUUCACCUCAUGGUCCACCUUCCCGACCAAGUUCUGCUUACUGGCCCAGUACACUAUACCUGGAUGUUUCCCAUAGAAAGACAACUUGGGGAUUAUAAAGGUUAUGUCAGAAAUCGAGCGAACCCAGAAGGUUCCAUUACAACUGCGUACAUUUCACACGAGUGUGUAACCUACUGCAAUAUGUAUCUCCAUGAUAUAGAUGACACAGAGUCACGUGCUGCCUCCAAUGAACCUACAUUUAACCUUUCAGUUGUUUCAAAAGAUGUAAGAAUGUAUGGUAACUUACCACAGUCAGAAACUCUUAGCCAAUAUGAACUGAUUGAGGCCCAUUGGAGCGUACUGCAAUAUUGUGAUGAAGUUCAAGAUUUUAUGGAGUAUCAUUUGAAACAACUUGAGGAUAAUGGUGACGAUCACCCAGAAGAGACGCACAAGAGAUCAUUUCCUAAAUAUUUCAAGAAAUGGAUGAGAAAGUUGCAAUGA
Molecule: messenger RNA, 2184 nt
Organism: Argentina anserina (silverweed cinquefoil)
Lineage: Eukaryota; Viridiplantae; Streptophyta; Magnoliopsida; Rosales; Rosaceae
Exons: 4
Coding region: 1-2184 (727 amino acids)
Source: RefSeq, a predicted model, not a curated record